AUGCGACCCCAAUCUGAGAAGACUAAAGGUAAACGUCCGAGGGUAGUGGUAUGCGGGGCACUUCAGACGCCAGUAUCUUCCCGCCCACAGACUCAGCCAGACCGCAUGUCUUUGGCCAGCACUCAGCCUCUUAUGCCAUUACUCUCCUCUCCAUCUUUUAUUAGCCCACCCAGUUAUUCAUUUCAGCAUACUGGGGGACCUAGCUAUCCAUUCCAGCAGACUGGGGGAGCUAGCUUUCCAUUCCAGCAGACUGGGGGACCUAGUUAUUCGUACCAGCAGAGUGCUGGACCUAGCUUUCCACCACAGGUCCCCCCAGGUUUCCAGCAGACAGGGGGAUCUCGCACCACACAUCCGACACAGGUGCCCCCAUCCUUCCAGCAGACAGGGGGAUCACGUACCUCACCUAUACCUCCAGGCGGGGAUGAUCAUGUGGAGGUAGAUCAGGAUGAUAUUGAGCAGGAUGAGGAUGAUGUUUUGUUGGAUGGCGAUAAUCUUCAGGGGGACGAUAAUCCGGAUGAGAUUCAAAUCGUCGAUGGCAGAUAUUAUAUUACGCCUGUUGGACAUAAUUUUACUCCGAGUCGAACAACUGCAAAGUGUGUGAGCUAUGUGAUUCAGCAAAUGUAUAAAGAUGCUUGGACGAGAUUUGGAGAAGUUCCAAAUAAGGAUGAUUGGUUUCAAAAAUUUAAGGAAAAGUGCACAUGGGAUGUUUUGAGCGAGAAGGCUGUUAAGAAAGUCUUUUUUACUAGGGCAUCAAAAAGACUUUCUGACACCUUACGACGUGUUAGAAAGCGUUGGGAACGUGAUAGUAGUUAUCCCGCUUGGGUGGGCAAAGACACUCUUGAUAAACUUCUGGUCUAUUGGGAUUCACCUCAAUUUAAAGCUAAAUCUGAAAGUGGCAAAAAAAUGAGGGCAUCUGAAAAAGGUGGGCACGUUAAUGCUGGUGGAAGUAUAAGCACCUACGAACAUAUGCGACGCAUGGAAAAGAGGUUGGGGAGAAAACCACUCAUGGUUGAGUUAGUUAAGGAGACUCGGACGAAAAAGUCGGGAGAGUAUGUUGAUGAGCGUACACGGCAAGCUUUGGAGGAUUAUCAAGAAAGGCUUGUACAAUUUUUCGUCACUAAUCCGAAAUUUACUCCUAGCGAAGGACAACCGCUUCAUCCAGAUGUUGAUUUUUAUAUUUGGAAUGAAGUCAUUGGCGGAAAAGGUCGUAAUGGAUGUUUUUUUGGUGGUGGAAGUAUGGCGGGAUGCUUGAGAAGUGGUGAUAGAAAUUUAUUUGAAAGAGUAAGAGAUGGGGAAGGAACGUCACGCCCAGCAUAA
Vicia villosa (hairy vetch) is the source of this 1317-nucleotide messenger RNA. RefSeq lists its product as uncharacterized. NCBI's taxonomy places the organism in Eukaryota, Viridiplantae, Streptophyta, Magnoliopsida, Fabales, Fabaceae. The record is from RefSeq and is a predicted model, not a curated record. The transcript has 5 exons. Bases 1 to 1317 code for a protein of 438 amino acids.